AUGCCGUUUACUACUCCGCCCUACAUCCACAAAUUGCCUUUCGACCCUCCGGACUCAAUACCUAUCCAUGAAUUCCUAUUUAAUGAUGGAGACAAGUACGGCCGGUAUCCGAUUGCAGAUUCUCGCCCACCUUUUACUUGCGGCAUCACCGGAAAGUCGUAUUCCGCUGUCGAGGUGAAGAAUCGUAUAGAAUGGCUUUCAGCUGCACUUGCAUCAGAGUUGGGAUUCGAAGUCAAUGGUAGGAGCGAGUUUGAUAAGGUCAUAGCGUUAUUCAGCGUCAACACGAUAGACACGAUGACUAUCUCGUGGGCUGCUCAUCGCUUCUCAGGAGUAUCAUCACCUAUAAGCCCUUCGUAUUCCGCUACCGAACUUGCAAAACAGCUCAAGGCAGUUAAAUGCAAGGCUCUGUUUACAUGUGCGACGCUGCUCCCUACGGCUCUUGAAGCGGCAUCUGCGGCGAAUAUCCCCAAGACGCAUGUAUAUCUGCUGGAAAUUCCAGAGAAAGCACUAAAAGGUGCCAUCAUCCCGACUGAUAUCAAGUCGCUAAAGUGGGAGCAGGGUCAAGGUGCCAGCCAAACUGCAUUCUUAUGCUCCUCCAGCGGAACAUCUGGAUUACCAAAAAAUGUCAAGAUCUCGCACAGAAAUGUCAUCGCCAAUACGCUACAGAUGAGCACAUACGAAUCCAACUACAAGAGCGGAAAGCCAGAGUCACUCUUAGCUGUACUUCCCAUGAGCCACAGCUACGCUUUAAUCGUUACUGGACACUCUGGUGUAUAUCGUGGCUACAAUGCAGUCGUACUGCCGGGAUUUGAUCUUGUUGACGUCUUAGAGGCAGUACAGAAGCAUUCCAUAGAGACACUCUGGAUGGUGCCUCCCAUGAUAGUUGCUCUGAUUAAGAACUCUGCCAUCACCGCGAGAUAUAACCUCGAACAUGUCAAGACAACUGUAGUUGGCGCCUCCAAUCUCACAAAAGAGGUCAAUGAACAGUUUGCUCGCUUUUCCCCCAAUUGUCAGCUCAUACAAGGAUAUGGACUCACUGAGACUUCAGUUGUUGUAUCUAUGCAAAACAAGGCAGACGUUAUGUUUGGUUCCUGUGGCCAUAUUUUCCCUGGCUAUGAGGGUCGACUGAUAAGCCGAGAUGGCGAAGAGGUGACAGAGCUAGAUACUCCUGGAGAACUUCUUUUGCGGUCGCCAUCAGUGAUGCUAGGGUACCUUGAUAAUAAGAAAGCAACAAAGGAAACAUUUACAAGCGAUGGGUGGUUACGAACAGGCGAUCUGAUGGAAUUUCGCAAGAGUGAUGAUGGGUACGAGCAUCUUUUCAUUGUUGAUCGAGUCAAGGAGAUGAUCAAGGUUAGGGGACUACAGAUUUCUCCAACAGAAGUUGAAGCUCUCUUGUUGCGUCACCCUUGCAUCGCGGACGUUUGCGUCGUCCCAAUUUCGGACGAUUCCGCGGGCGAACUGCCACUCGCUUUCAUCGUGCGAUCACCCGCCGGCAAGAAGGAAGAUGAGCGCUUGCUUAAGCAAAGGAUCCACACCUUUGUUAAUAGCGAGCUAUCCGAGUAUAAGCGCCUAGCUGGAGGAAUCGAGUUUCUUGAAGCACUUCCUAAAUCAGCCAGUGGUAAGACAAAACGAGGUGAGAUGAAGGAGCGGGCAAAGAAAAUAUUUGAGACAGGUAGAGCAAAGGCCUUGCCAAAGGUGCUACAAGUUUAUGUGUACGAAUCCUCUGAUGACGAAGACAGCGAGGAUGAUGAAUGA
Trichoderma breve is the source of this 1755-nucleotide messenger RNA. RefSeq names its product AMP-binding enzyme domain-containing protein. The coding region runs from base 1 to 1755 and encodes 584 amino acids. NCBI's taxonomy places the organism in Eukaryota, Fungi, Ascomycota, Sordariomycetes, Hypocreales, Hypocreaceae. Gene Ontology annotation, molecular function: CoA-ligase activity. The transcript is spliced from 6 exons. The record is from RefSeq and is a predicted model, not a curated record.